GAGCCAGAGUGAGCACGAUAAGCAAGGCUUCCAUCGCCAUUUAUAUAUAUUAAAACUUCAAAUAAAGUAAAACAAACAGAAAAAACAGCUGCAACUUUUUUACAGGGUUUUUUUCCCGGGAAAAUAAUAACAGCCUCUGCCGCAGUUCGUUCGUUCUUUCUCAGAUCUCACCACCGGAACCGCCAUGGAGGACUCGUCCGGCCACCUGAAUAUUCCUCCGGCCGCCGCGGCGGCGACUCUCCGGCACGUUGACCGCAUGAUCAACUCCAACCACUACACCUCGCCUUCCAGAACAAUCUACUCCGACCGCUUCAUUCCCAGCAGAUCUGCCUCGAAAUUCGCGCUCUUCGACAUCGCCUGGCCUCCCGGGGGCGGCGACGACAGCUCCAGCGCCUACACCACGCUCCUCCGCACCGCGCUCUUCGGCCCCGACAUCGAGCCGCCGCACUCGCCGGCGAUGACUCUCCCCAGCCGGAAUAUCUUCCGUUACAAAACCGAGACGCGCCAGUCCAUGCACUCGCACUCGCCGUUCUUGUGCGACGAUUCGGUCCCCGGCGUUGUCCACGGCCCGGUCAAGGCUCCGAGGAAGGUUCCGAGGUCGCCUUUUAAGGUUCUGGAUGCGCCUGCGCUGCAAGAUGAUUUUUACCUGAAUCUUGUGGAUUGGUCUUCGCAUAAUGUGUUGGCUGUUGGUCUGGGAAACUGUGUUUAUCUCUGGAAUGCUUGUAGCAGCAAGGUUACUAAAUUAUGUGACUUGGGGAUUGAUGACCUCGUUUGUUCGGUUGGCUGGGCUCAGCGUGGUACACACCUUGCUGUUGGAACUAGCAAUGGUAAAGUUCAGAUUUGGGAUGCAUCUCGAUGCAAGAAGAUAAGAUCUAUGGAGGGUCAUCGGUUACGGGUUGGGACCUUGGCUUGGAGUUCAUCUCUUUUGUCUUCUGGCGGCAGGGAUAAGAAUAUUUAUCAAAGAGAUAUCCGUGCACAAGAAGAUUUUGUCAGUAAAUUGUCAGGGCACAAAUCAGAGGUUUGUGGACUGAAGUGGUCUUAUGAUAACCGUGAGUUGGCAUCUGGAGGAAAUGACAACAGAUUGUUUGUUUGGAAUCAACACUCAACUCAGCCUGUCCUGAAGUACUGUGAGCAUACAGCAGCUGUUAAAGCUAUUGCAUGGUCUCCUCAUCUUCACGGACUUCUUGCAUCUGGGGGAGGAACUGCAGACCGAUGCAUACGUUUCUGGAAUACAACCACAAACUCACAUUUAAGCUGCAUGGACACGGGAAGUCAGGUUUGCAAUCUUGUCUGGUCCAAAAAUGUCAAUGAACUAGUAAGCACGCAUGGCUAUUCCCAGAACCAGAUAAUUGUUUGGAGAUACCCCUCCAUGUCAAAGUUGGCCACUCUUACGGGUCAUACCUACAGAGUUCUUUAUCUUGCCAUUUCUCCGGAUGGACAGACUAUUGUAACUGGAGCUGGUGAUGAAACACUUAGGUUCUGGAACGUAUUCCCUUCCCCUAAAUCACAGAAUACUGAUAGUGAAAUCGGAGCAUCAUCUUUUGGAAGAACAAUUAUUAGGUGAUUGCUCCUGGCAUUUUGAUUCAAUCAAUGUGGCAUAUUUCAAAGUUUGGGUUGCUGUGCAGAAAGAGCAGAAAGAAAUAUCAGAGUAGAGAGCACCAUGGUGAAAAAACUUAUCAUGUGAAAAAAUAACAUAACAAUGGCAUGCUUUACCGAUUAGAGAGCAUUGCAGGGAGCUAAGAAAGUUACAUGAUGGCUGCCAAAGACGUAGACAUUCAUGCGAUUCGUGUGGAGUCUCAUUUCUUAUUUACAACAAGGUCAUUUUAUUUUAUUGUCCGUCGGAGAUUUAUACAUGUUAAUGGAGUUGUAGCUCUCCUUCGAUUCUUUUCUUUUUUACAAUAGUUCUCUCCGAUGUUAUAUAUUCAAGAUGAGUAUACAGAGAACAUCCUUAGCAAGCUUGUAUCAUCUGUUGUAUAUAAUUAUUAAUUUUUUAGGAGUUUUGAUACUUUCCUCCAUUUAUUAACCCUGUCGCUUUUACUUCUGAUUGUGGGGAAGGAGAAGAUAAGGGAAGGAAAAACAUUGGUUUUAAAAAA
Messenger RNA from Glycine soja, 2093 nucleotides. Its product is annotated as protein FIZZY-RELATED 2-like. Lineage: Eukaryota; Viridiplantae; Streptophyta; Magnoliopsida; Fabales; Fabaceae. The transcript has 10 exons. The record is from RefSeq and is a predicted model, not a curated record. Gene Ontology annotation, cellular component: anaphase-promoting complex. Gene Ontology annotation, molecular function: ubiquitin ligase activator activity; protein binding; anaphase-promoting complex binding. Gene Ontology annotation, biological process: positive regulation of ubiquitin protein ligase activity; anaphase-promoting complex-dependent catabolic process; positive regulation of anaphase-promoting complex-dependent catabolic process. Bases 185 to 1564 code for a protein of 459 amino acids.